AUGCAGCAACAAAUUAGGAAGGAGUCUUUCCAAAAGCGGCAAGAAAUCAUCCGACAGCAGGCGCAAACGAGCAGCAGAAGUAGUUCGAUUUCGGAUAUGGGAAGCAAAGUGAAAAACUGGCUGGAUUCCUCAGCAAAUACUGGAGGAUCGGAGAGAAAUCAAGAGAACAACGGCGACGAUGAUCAAUCCGUUGAUCCAGAUGGCGAAGAUGUUCCUGAAGACCCAGCAGACGAUUAUUCAGCUAGUCAUAUAUCAGCACUCUCAAAGCACUCACAUCCCCUCGAACUACCUCAUCCUCCCGCACCACGCCCAUCGAAACCUGUUCAGAAGCUGCAGAACGUACCAGUUUCUCGCGUACACUCUCCUUUGCCGAAACCAAACGCUAACACAAGAGCAGAUUGCCGCACGUCGACUGUCGCCUGCGGAUACUCGGAUGCAGAGAAUCUAGUCCGCCUCCAACGAUGCCUGAAGGGACAUGCCCUUGAAUCGGUACGUAGCCGUUUACUUCUGCCCGCCAGUGUGCCGCACGUUAUCAAUACCCUGCGCACGCUCUACGGAAGACCGGAGCUAAUAAUUCGAUCGCUGAUAAGCGAAAUUCAGUACGUACCGGCCCCAAGGCACGACCAGUUGGAAACGCUUAUCAGUUUUGGCCUCUUGGUUCAGAACUUAGUGGAUCAUCUUAAAGCAGCUGGCCAGCAAAACCACCUUUCAAACCCGACGCUAAUGCAGGAUUUCGUAGAGAAGUUACCAGGCUCGAUGCGAUUGGAUUGGGCCAUCUACAAAAAUAAAAGCCAACCAGCUAACCUUGAAACGUUCGGGGAAUUCAUGUCCGGUCUGGUCAUCGCUGCGAGUGAGGUUUCCUUCGAGAUUCCUGGACUAGAGAGUGCUCUUAGACACGAAAAACGGAAGCCAAGAGAAACCGGUGUCAUUCAUACUCACUCCAAUGAGCGAACUUCCGCAGUCGCAACUGGUAGUGCUUCUAAUAACUUCAAAUCUGGAAAGCCGUGCGGGGCAUGUGGCCGUGUUGGUCAUACUCGAUGGCGGACUGUCACCAGUUUAAAGGCGCAAGUUUGGACGAGCGAUGGAAACUGGUCCAGCAAAAAGGGUUUUGCAGAACCUGCCUCAAUAGUCAUGGAAAAUGGCCAUGUAGAUCAUGGAACGGGCGUAUCAGCUAGUCACGUGUUUUCUGGUGACCUUACAUGGCCACUCUUUCGCAUCGUGCCUGUCGUUCUAUCUAGCGACAGCAAUCGACUAACCACCUUCGCAUUCAUCGAUGAAGGCUCUUCGUACACUCUAUUAGAAGAAUCUGUUGCAAAGCAGCUGGGGGUCGAAGGUCAUACGGAACCACUCACACUUCAGUGGACCGGAAAUGUAAAGCGGGUCGAGCCGAAGUCACAACGUGUGCAGGUUGAUAUCUCCGGUAAGGGAUGUGGCGCUCAAUACAAGCUCGUUGGCACUCGUACAGUUAGCCGCCUGGUUCUACCUUCCCAAUCAUUAAAAUAUGGAAAUUUGGCCAAAAACUUUCCCCAUCUACGUGGUCUUCCGUUGCAGGACUAUGAACUGGUUCAGCCCAAGCUACUGAUAGGUCUAGACAACUUGAGGCUAUGCGUUCCCCUGAAGUUGCGAGAAGGAGGACCUAGCGACCCAAUCGGUGCAAAAUGCCGGCUGGGAUGGAAUAAAGCUGGUAUUUCCCAUUUGUGCGAGGUCCCUGAGUCCGACGAUGACAAGCGUGCCAGGCAGCUGCUAGUGGAUACAACGAGGCGCCUAUCGUCCGGAUCUGGCUACGAAACCGGGUUGCUUUGGAGAACAAAUAAUCCGAAUUUCCCAGACAGCUACCCAAUGGCCUUGCGGCGACUAGAGGGGCUGGAACGAAAACUCCAAAAGGAUCCGUCACUAGAGAAGCGAGUUCGUGAGCAAAUCUAUGAAUACGAGCGCAAGGGCUAUGCUCAUAAAGCAAAUCUGGAAGAACUGACAUCCGUUGAAUUCGGACGUGUAUGGUACCUUCCCCUGGGUUUCGUUACUAACCCUCGAAAGCCAGAGAAGCUACGAUUAAUCUGGGACGCAGCAGCCAAAGUGGGUGAUGUGUCCUUCAAUUCAAAAUUACUUAAAGGACCAGACCUCCUGACUUAUCUUCCAAGAGUUCUCUAUCAGUUCCGUCAAUAUCCCGUUGCAGUGUGUGGAGACAUCAUGCAGAUGUUCCAUCAGAUUAAAAUACGAGCUCCCGAUUGCCAGUCUCAGCGAUUUCUAUUCCGAGAACGCCCAUCAGACCACCCCCAAGUGUACGUGAUGGACGUCGUAACAUUCGGUUCCACCUGCUCGCCAGCAUCAGCACAGUUCGUGAAAAAUCUCAACGCUGACGAGUUUGCGACUGACUUUGAGUCGGUCAACGAGGCGAUCGCGGUGGUAAACGAUGUCAAGCUGGUACACUCGAAAGGUGGCUUCACCUUACGGCACUUCCUGUCUAACGAGACCGAAGUUCUGCAGAAAAUAGGAGAGACGGAUGAGCUAGAGCAGAAGAACCUAGAUCUGGAACGGGGGGGAAAUCUGAGUCGGUCCUUGGAAUGA
This is a messenger RNA of Topomyia yanbarensis, 2565 nucleotides long. RefSeq lists its product as uncharacterized. NCBI's taxonomy places the organism in Eukaryota, Metazoa, Arthropoda, Insecta, Diptera, Culicidae. Bases 1 to 2565 code for a protein of 854 amino acids. The transcript is spliced from 5 exons. The record is from RefSeq and is a predicted model, not a curated record.